AUGUCGCUUCUCCGACUCGCGCUAUGCGUUUGCGGAGUGUACUCUAUGUUCCUGUUAUGGGCGAUAGCACAGGAAAGAUUGUCGGUACCGUUUCAGUCGAUAGAUGGCAAGACAUCCGAUAAAUUCAAGUCCCCCCUGUUCAUGGGCACAUGUCAGAGUGCCCUCAGUUGUAUAUCAGCUCUGGUAUACAUAAUACUACGUCGCAAGUCUACUGCGACCUUCUCCCAAACCCUCGGUCUGCACCUGACGUCCGAAACCCCGCACCAGACCGAACACAACGAAAAACACGCGCAGAACGGGAACGCGAUCAGCCACGCGAACGGAAACGGAAUUGCUCAUAUCGCACAAAACGGUUCGAGCCACAAACCCAAAGUCGAUACCCGUUUCUCCACGUCAGCGCUACUCCUCCGAUACCUCCAAUGCUCCGUCUUCAUAACGUCCGCUGCACCUUUCGGCUUCGCUGCCCUUGGGUAUAUCUCGUAUCCCGCCAUGGUGCUGGGAAAAUCGUGCAAGCUCGUUCCUGUCAUGAUCAUGAACGUCCUCCUCUACCGCAGAAAAUUUGCACCCUAUAAGUACCUUGUAGUACUCAUGGUCACCCUCGGCAUAACCAUCUUCAUGGGCUUUGGCAACGACUCAAAGAAGGGAAAGCACUCCUCUAACACCGCCGCCGCCGCGCCUUACGCUAACUUGAUAGGGAUUACCUAUCUAUUAAUCAACUUGGCGCUCGACGGCGCCACCAACUCGACUCAGGACGAGAUAUUUGCGAGACACAAGGUCACGGGGCAGCAAAUGAUGUUCUGGAUCAACCUUUUCUGUACAGUUUUGACGUCGAUCCUCUCUGUCCUUCCGCUCCCAUACAUCCCCAUUAUCCACCCGUCCACCGACGGUCAGACGGAGUUGAUGGGCGCGGUGACAUUCAUCCGCAACCACCCGUCUAUAAUAACACCCUUGGCACAGUUUGCCUUGACAGGCGCGUUGGGUCAACUAUUCAUUUUCGAGACGCUGCAACAUUUCGGCUCGCUGACGCUUGUCACAAUAACGCUAACUCGCAAACUGUUUACGAUGCUGCUGUCUGUCAUUGUGUACAACCACAAGCUGACUCCGGGUCAAUGGCUGGGAGCUGCCGUGGUCUUUGCGGGUAUAUCCGUCGAAGCGUUGGUGAAACGAAAGGAUGUGCACGCAAAACGUGUCAUUCAGGAAAAGGAAAAACCUAAAAUUAAAUCAAUAUAG
This is a messenger RNA of Pleurotus ostreatus (oyster mushroom), 1230 nucleotides long. It is a transcript of the gene HUT1, whose product is annotated as UDP-galactose transporter. Lineage: Eukaryota; Fungi; Basidiomycota; Agaricomycetes; Agaricales; Pleurotaceae. The transcript is spliced from 6 exons. Gene Ontology annotation, molecular function: UDP-glucose transmembrane transporter activity; UDP-galactose transmembrane transporter activity. The record is from RefSeq and is a predicted model, not a curated record. Gene Ontology annotation, biological process: UDP-galactose transmembrane transport. Bases 1 to 1230 code for a protein of 409 amino acids. Gene Ontology annotation, cellular component: Golgi membrane; endoplasmic reticulum membrane.